This is a messenger RNA of Arachis stenosperma, 3386 nucleotides long. Its product is annotated as protein PAF1 homolog. NCBI's taxonomy places the organism in Eukaryota, Viridiplantae, Streptophyta, Magnoliopsida, Fabales, Fabaceae. Gene Ontology annotation, molecular function: chromatin binding; RNA polymerase II complex binding. Gene Ontology annotation, cellular component: Cdc73/Paf1 complex. The coding region runs from base 561 to 2618 and encodes 685 amino acids. Gene Ontology annotation, biological process: transcription elongation by RNA polymerase II. The transcript is spliced from 12 exons. The record is from RefSeq and is a predicted model, not a curated record.
CUGAAAACGAAAAAUAGAGCUUGUUAGAGAUCGUACCGUACCGACUACCGAGCUGCAUUCAUUCGCAGUUCUCAACAACACUCCGACGAACAAAACCCACUUCCCAUUCUUCUUCUUCUUCUUCUUCUUCUUCUUCUUCUUCACUAUCUCUUAUCGAUUCAUAGAUUUCUUUGUACAUUCUUCAGAUUCUGCUUCUUCCAAUUCUCCCCGUCGUCUUCACAUUCUGUACAUUAUUCUACCCCCAUUAUAAUUCUUGCACCAAUUUUCAGUUUUGCGAUUUUGGGUUACUCUUACAACUUGUUAUUAUUACUUUCUGCGAGCUUUAUGUUUCGGAAUCAAGUUUUGUCGUUGAUUAUUAUUUUUAGGGUUUACCUCUGUUAAGCUUGAAUUUCAAAUUUUGAAGAUAAUAGAAGGAACUUUAUAAGAACAAGAAGAAGAAUAACCAGAUAACCUUAGCGAUAUUUAAACCUAGAUAGUGUGAUUUUUGUUUUGGGAAUUUAGUUGAGUUGAGCUUUUUUGUUGGGUGUGAAUUUUUGUGGUGAUUGAAAUUGAAAUUAGGAAUGGCCUCUUACAGGCCCUUCCCUCCGCAAUCUAGUCAAAACCCUAACCAUCAGUAUAAUCAGAAUUGGAGUGGUGGUUAUGGUGGUGGUGGUGGUGGUGGUGGUGGUGGUGGAGACCCUUCUACUUCAAAUUCAUUCCCUCCACAACCUUAUAACCAAAUGCCCCCAAAUUCAAAUUUUCAUUCUCAUGGUGGGGGUGGUGCACCACCACCACCUCCUCCUUCCCAUCACCCCUACCCUUAUCCACCACCUCCACCGCCACCACCCGAAAAUUCAUACCCGCCUCCACCUCCACCACUACCUUCUUCACAUGGUGCUCCUAUGUAUUACCCUUCUAGUCAAUACUCUCAGUAUGGGCAGCAGCCACCUCCACCACCUCCCCCUCUGCCUCCAUCUUCGCCUCCGCCGAGCAAUUCUAUCCCACCUCCACCCCCUCCACCUUCCUCGCCGCCUCCUCCUCCUGCUUCAGCUCCUCCCCCGCCGCCACCAAAGGAUGAGAGGCGGAUGCAUAGCCGAGAUAAAGGGCCGAUAAAGGAAGGUUAUGAGCAUUCAAAUCAUGGAAAUCCUCAUAAACAGCAGAAACCUUCUGCUGUUCCUCCAAUGCCAGUGAAGAAGCCGAACGGGGUGCAGGGGAGGGUUGAGACAGAAGAAGAGAGGAGGUUAAGGAAGAAGAGAGAAUUUGAGAAGCAGAGGCAAGAAGAGAAGCAUAGGCAGCAGUUGAAGGAAUCACAGAACAGUGUCUUGCAGAAGACUCAGAUGAUGUCAUCUGGGAAGGGGCAUGGUUCGGGUUCGGUUGCAGGAUCUCGAAUGGCAGCAGAGAAGAGAACUACACCCUUAUUGAGUGCGGAGAGAAUUGAAAAUAGGUUGAAAAAGCCAACAACAUUUUUGUGCAAAAUGAAAUUCCGAAAUGAACUUCCAGAUCCAAGUGCACAACCUAAGCUUAUGGCGUUCAAGAGGGAUAAAGAUCAAUAUACGAAAUAUACAAUCACGUCGCUGGAGAAAAUGUACAAACCCAAACUUUUUGUGGAACCAGAUCUUGGGAUUCCUCUGGACCUGCUUGACCUCAGUGUUUAUAACCCUCCCAGUGUCAGACUACCUCUUGCUCCUGAAGACGAAGAUUUGUUGCGAGAUGAUGUUGCGGCUACUCCUAUAAAGAAAGACGGCUUAAAAAGAAAAGACAGGCCUACUGAUAAAGGUGUAGCUUGGCUUGUCAAAACACAAUAUAUAUCUCCCCUCAGCAUGGAUUCAACAAAACAGUCUUUAACCGAAAAACAAGCUAAGGAGCUGAGAGAGAUGAGAGGAGGCCGCAGCAUGUUGGACAGUCGUAACAGUAGGGAAAGACAGAUCAGGGAAAUCGAAGCAUCAUUUGAAGCAGCUAAGUCACGCCCUGUUCAUGCAACCAACAAAUCUUUGUAUCCUGUUGAGGUUUUGCCUUUGUUACCUGAUUUUGAUAGGUAUGAUGAACAGUUUGUUAUUGCUGCAUUUGAUAAUGCUCCUACAGCUGAUUCAGAAAUGUAUAGUAAGUUGGACAAAUCUGUUCGCGAUGCCUGUGAAUCAAAGGCACUUAUGAAAAGUUAUGUUGCAACCGGCUCAGAUCCUGCAAAUCCUGAGAAAUUUUUGGCUUACAUGACCCCAACACCUGGACAGCAGCUAUCAAAGGAUAUAUAUGAUGAAAAUGAAGAUGUCUCAUAUUCUUGGGUUCGCGAGUAUCACUGGGAUGUUCGGGGUGAUGAUGCAGAUGACCCUACAACAUUCUUAGUUGCAUUUGAUGAGUCAGAAGCACGUUAUGUGCCUCUUCCAACAAAACUUGUUUUAAGAAAAAAGAGGGCUAAAGAGGGAAGAUCAAGUGAUGAGGUUGAGCAAUUUCCAAUACCUGCAAGAGUGACUGUACGGCGGAGGUCAAGUGUUGCAGCAAUCGAGCGAAAGGAUUCACAGGUUUAUACAAGUUCGAAAGCCAGUACUUCAAAGAGAAGGGGUCUAGAAUUGGAUGAUGAUCUCGAACAGCAUCAUCGACACAAUUAUCAAUCUAGUGGAGCUGAAGAUGACAUGUCUGAUUAAUUCUUUUAUGCAAAUGCUACUGUCUUUAAUGCAAAUUUGCUCAUCAACGUAGUGGCUGGUUGGCGGCAGAUUGCGCCGAUGGCUGAGUUUGUAGAGGUGAUGCUGCUUCGCUGAAGGAAAACUAAUGAUAAACCCCAUUUUAUUUUUCAUGUUCCUUUUUAACCCAAUUCACUGGAUAUACUUUCAGAUUGUAGGAAGCUUUUAAAGUCAAUAUAGAAUUUCAUUCUAAUACAACAAAAAAUAGAAAAUUUUGAGAAACAAUUAUAUGUAAAAAUAAAAAAAAAGGAGAAAAAGGCAUGUCACAAAAAAAAAAAAUGGUAAGGAGAUUCUAUUAUCCGUCCCGAAUCCUAACUUUGCUCUGAAUGCUUUUUUCACUUGGUGAACACUGAACAGAUUUAAGCUUUUGCUUGCCAAUGAAUGUGUUAUUUUGGCAUUUAUCAGUUCUAGACUUCUAGUAUUGUAGCAUUCUGAUUCUAAUUCAGAUUUUAGCAGUUUUUGUUGCUGUUGUAGAUUAUGAUAUGUUGACACCCUAAUUAGUAAUUACCUUGAGUACAUGGGAUGAGCCCAAGUCAUAAAUAUUUUUUUUUGGUUUACCCAAACGGUAUCUCUCAACCCGACAGAUUAAGGACUAAUUCGUCGUAGAUCUGAGCUCUAUUUAAGGGUUUGGUGCUGGCCAAAGUCAUAAAAUUUUUGUUGAUAUGUAUAAAUAAUUUGAGCGGAUGAAUGAUUUUUGACCUGAAAUCUCAGUAUUGUGUUUGGUGGCAAAAU